GCAAGAUUUUAGUUCACCUUUAUCUUUGAAUAACGGAUUAGAUCCAAAUAAACAACUAUCAUACAAUGAUUUUGAAAAGAUAGAAUUUUUAGGUGAUGGAGCAUAUGGUUAGGUUCUUUUAGUAAAGAAAAAAUCAAGCAAUAAGAUAUUUGCAAUGAAAAUAGUUAAAAAAGACAAAAUAAUAGAAAGAAAUUUAAAGAGAAAGAUGAUUGUGGAAAAAAACGUAUUAUUAAAAAAUAAAAAUCCAUUUUUAGUAAGAUUAAGAUAUUCUUUUUAAUCACAUAGUAAACUUUAUUUAGUCAUGGAAUAUUGUCCAGGAGGUGAAUUGUAUUAUUAUUUAGCAAAAAAUAAAAAAUUCUCUAUUGAAUUAGCGAAAUUUGUAGCAGCAGAAGUAGUUUUAGGAAUGGAAUAUUUAAAUAAUACAAUGAAAAUAAUUUAUAGGGAUUUAAAACCUGAAAAUGUUUUAGUUAGCGAUGACGGUCAUCUAAAAAUAGCUGAUUUCGGUUUAAGUAAAUAAAUAUAGAUUUAAGACGAACUAUGUUAUACAUUUAUUGGUACUCCUGAAUAUAUAGCUCCUGAGAUUAUACGAAGUAAAUAAUAAAGCGAUAAAUUAGGUUAUAAAAUUUCAGCUGAUGUUUGGGCUUUUGGCGUUUUUUUAUAUGAAAUAAUAUACGGCUAACCCCCUUUUAGAGAUAGAUAGAGGAAUUGGUAUUCUAUUAUGAAAUAAAUACUAACUAAUAAUCCUAAUUUUACAAAUGAUUUUACUGAAGAUUCUUAAAAUUUAAUUAAAGCCUGUUUAAAUAACGAUCCAGAAAAAAGACCUAAUUGGCCAGUUAUAAAACAACACCCUUUUUUUGGUAAUAUAGACUGGUAAAGACUUUAUAAAAGGGAAUAUGAAAGCCCACUAAAAUAAUUUAUGAAUAAAAAAAUUAAAGAUGAUAAACUUUAAAGACCAAAACCUAUAUUUGAAACUCCCAGUAAUUAAUAAAUGCCUGGAUUUGAAGGAUUCACUUAUAAUCCUUAAGAAGGAUUUACUUAUAAUCCAGAAGGAAUUAUAUCUACAACAAAUCUUUGA
Molecule: messenger RNA, 1075 nt
Organism: Ichthyophthirius multifiliis
Lineage: Eukaryota; Ciliophora; Oligohymenophorea; Hymenostomatida
Product: protein kinase domain protein
Exons: 2
Biological process (GO): protein phosphorylation
Molecular function (GO): protein serine/threonine kinase activity; ATP binding
Source: RefSeq, a predicted model, not a curated record